AUGGCUAACCAUAUGAGAACGAGUCGCUGCUUCAACGACUCGGAGCUUCAGAGGCAUGAAGUAAAGCAAUGGGGUGGAAGAUGCGCGAAGUACACAUCCUGCGAGGCUACGGGCAUUACGUAUGGCUUUCUCAUCACCGUGCCUUUCAUGAUUUACAUGACAAAGGGAGAGCGUUAG
This is a messenger RNA of Parastagonospora nodorum SN15, 177 nucleotides long. RefSeq lists its product as hypothetical. The record is from RefSeq and is a predicted model, not a curated record. The transcript has 2 exons. The coding region runs from base 1 to 177 and encodes 58 amino acids. NCBI's taxonomy places the organism in Eukaryota, Fungi, Ascomycota, Dothideomycetes, Pleosporales, Phaeosphaeriaceae.